AUGCCUUCCUCGACAUCUUCCAAACCCUUCGCUAACCUCUUCCACCCCCGCAGCAAGCUCAACGAGCUCAAGUCCCCUCGCCUGCCCUGCCACAGCAGCCGCUUCGCGUCUAGGCGCUGGCGCCCUCCCUCCUCCGUCUACUCCAGGAGCGGCGACUUUGUCUCCCCCCUCUCGCCAGAGUUUGCCAAAAAGGCCACCAUCGGGGACCAUAACGCCGUCUCCCCUCUUUCUCCAGACUUCGCCAACGUGGCUUCCUCCAACAUGUACCGCUCCGCCGCGGCGGAAGUCUCCCCCCCGAGCUCUCCUGACAUGGCGGCUCAGGUGAAACGGACAACCGCCCCAACGCAGGGCCGCAAUGUCUCUCCCAUGGACUCUCCCACUACGUCGCAGCUCGACGUCGCAGCCGAGCACGGCUAUUCAGACCAGCAGCAGCAGCAACCGAACCCACAGGUUCGGAAAAAGACCAGCAUUCCCAUGUUGCGCCGCGAGCGCCGCAAGAACCAAGAGGUCGCCGCCAACACUCUCCGCGAGUCAAAGUCCCAGCAGCGUCUGCGGAUCCAACGCGAGACCAGGUGGGAUGACAUGACGGGCGAACCCACGUCGCAGGACAAGGGCCGUGCGGGCCAGGUCCGACCGCAAGAGUUCGCCCAAGAGUUUUCUGCCAACAUGGCCCUCGGCAUGUCCCCGGCCGCCCUGAAAGCCAUGAAGAACGCACCACAGACGCAGACCUUUGGCGACCGCCUGCGAAGGUUGCGGCCCAUCGGCGGAAACAAAAAGCAGCAGCAGCAGCAGCAGCAGCAGCAGCAACAACAACAACAACAGCAACAGCAGCAGCAGCAGCGGCAGCCUUCUCCCGAAUCAGCCACAGCCGUCGUUGAGCCCAUUGACGAGCGCCCGCCCUGGCGCGGCGCAAGCGGACGGACGCCCAUGGUUAAGCCCGUCCGCGACACCAAACCUGCGUCGCCUCUCAGCAUCCCUCCCCAGAGCACGAGACGUGCGGCCGUUGGGCCUAGGCUACCCAUCGCGGGUGUUACCACCUCCCCGUUGUCCCCUGUUAGCCCCCCAAGAUCUGAAACGUCACCGCGCUCAAGGACGCCCACCGCCAGAACUGUGCUCAACGCCCCCCGACAGCUGACUGCUUCUCCUUCUCCUUCGCCCUCGGCCACUCGAACCCCCGCGCCCGCUCAGUCCUCAUAUCCCAGUCCCCCCAACUCGAGCGCUGAUGUCCAGUCGCCCAUACAUGCGACGCCCGACGCCGCUACUGCUGCCGAUGCAGCGACUCUGCAGCCUGCAGCCUUGGCGGUACCCCUGCCUGCACCCCUGUCGGGUCAGCAGCAGGGCGCCCCUAUUGCCCAAUCAGACCGUGACAAGGCUAUACGGAGAAAGCCCCAUCGUGCGAACCCGCUAGGUCUGCGCGCGCCUCAGCCGUCGUACACUUCGAGCAUCUACUCUGAGCAGACCGUCCGGUCACCAACCUUUGACGAGCACGAAAAGCUUCAUCAACCUCGUGCUCCCCCGUCGCCGGUCGACCACAAACCCGCUGCCGUGGUCAACGAAGCUGCGGCUCAUGCUACCUCGGGUUACAACCCCGCGGCCGUCUCCACCUCAGUCACACCUCGCGAAUCUGCAGAGACGGGUUCUGCCCCGGUUCAGUCCCCCCACCAAGCUGAAGGGGUCAUGAACCGCAAGCGCCCAGCUGUUAUCAAGUCGACGAGCCCUUCGAUCAAUCCAGAUCAACCCAUCGUCAUCUCCAUGUCGUCCCCGUACAUGUCGAGCGCCUUUGCCGAGGCACCCUCGCCGCCUCCCGCCCGAGCACAGCUGCCCAGCCAGAGAGAAUCGCUGGCGCGGACCAGUCCCGCCAGUCUGUUCAGCAACUCGAGCCGCCCCGAGUCGGUCUGGUCCACCAGCAAAGCCUUGCCGCCGCCCCCGACCGAGACAUGCAUGUCCAACGACCGCGUCGGCUACCUCAAUGCCCGGCUCGAUUCGUUAUCCAACCGCCGCAUCAACAUCAACAAGGCCAUCAGGCAGAUGACGGAGCUCAUGCCGACCGACCACAUCCUGGCCAGCCAGGCCGUCCUGCUCAAACGGGAAGCCGAGAAGCGCAAGGUGGAAGCCCUGAAGAUCGAGCUGGCGGAAAUACAACGCGAGGAAUACGAAACCGGCCUCAAGCUGCACCGGGCGUACAAGAGAAUGGACCGCAACGCCGACUACGAGCCCACAACGCUCUGGGUGAGGAGAGUUACCAACUAG
This is a messenger RNA of Colletotrichum graminicola M1.001, 2250 nucleotides long. RefSeq lists its product as uncharacterized. The transcript is spliced from 3 exons. Lineage: Eukaryota; Fungi; Ascomycota; Sordariomycetes; Glomerellales; Glomerellaceae. The record is from RefSeq and is a predicted model, not a curated record. Bases 1 to 2250 code for a protein of 749 amino acids.